AUGAAGUUGCCACAUCAAUAUGAGAGCAUCUCAGUCAUUGAUGUUGUUGAUGAGGUAGAAGGCGCAAUUGAGAUUAAGAUGGAAGAAGAAUGCCUUGGUGAGGCUUUGGCGGCUAUAUUGGUAGAUCAUUUGUUGAAUGACCUAAGGGAACACCGACAAGCCAUUGGGUGUACAAUAGCGGACAUCUGGGGGAUUCCCGCCGGAAUUUAUGAGCACAAGAUACAAUUGGAGAAAGAAAGUAAACCUAGCGUGGAGAAUCAAAGAAGGUUAAACCCUUCCAUACAAGAGGUAGUGAAGAAAGAAAUCAUCAAGUGGUUAGAUGUCGGGGUAGUCUACUCCAUUGCCGAUAGUUCUUGGGUGAACCCGAUGCAAUGUGUACUGAAGAAAGGAGGCAUGACCGUGAUCCAAAACGAGAAUAGUGAGCUCAUCCCAACGAGAAAUGUGAUUGGAUGGAGAGUUUGUAUGGAUUACCGGAAGCUCAAUGAUUUUGAGGAACUGAAAGAAAAGCUUACCACGGCACCUAUUAUUGUUACACCCGAUUGGUCCCUUCCAUUUGAACUCAUGUGUGGCGCCAGUGGUGUAGCUAUUGGGGUGGUGCUUGGACAACAACAUAACAAAAUCCUUCACCCUGUCUACUAUGCAAUCAAGACACGCAAUGGUGCUCAAAUGAAUUAUACUGUGACAAAGCAAGAACUUCUUUCCAUUGUCUAUGAUUUUGAAAAAUUGUGGGCCUAUUUGUUGGGGUCCAAAGAUCGAAAAGGGACGGAAAAUCAAGUUGUGGAUCACCUAUCUAGGCUUGAAGAGGCAGGGAGGCCAAAAGAGAACCUUGAAAUCAAUGAUGCCUUUCCAGAUGAGCACAUAUUGGCAUUGUCUAACACGUUCGCUCCUUGGUAUGCCGAUGUUGCGAACUUUUUGGUUAGUGACCUUGCUCCCGAUGUAUUGGAAGCUUAUCAAAAGAAAAAGUUCUUGCAGGAGUGUAGGCAAUACUAUUUGGAGGAGCCUUUUUUGUUCUGUAUUUGUUCCGACAACAUCAUUCGGCACUGUGUUCCGAAAGAUGAGGUAAUGCCAAUUCUCAAGGCAUGCCAUGACUCCCUGGUUGGGGUCCAUCAUGGAGAAAACCGGACGGCGGAAAAAGUGCUUGAAUGUGGCUACUAUUGGCCAUCGAUCUAUCAUGACGCAAAUCAAAUCGUUAAGGCAUGCGAUCAUUGUCAAAGACAAGGGUCAAUUUCUAAAAGGCAUGAGAUGCCUAUGAAUUUUAUAAUGAAUGUCGAGAUCUUUGAUGUGUGGGGGAUCGACUUCAUAGGUCCAUUUGUGAGCUCUUAUGGCAUGACAUAUAUCUUGGUGGUUGUGGACUACGUCUCCAAAGCCAUCCUUAGUGAUGGUGGUUCUCACUUUUGCAACAAGGCUUUCACCGGGCUGCUCGAAAAGUAUGGCGUAAAGCACAAGGUGGCUACACCUUAUCAUCCUCAGUUGAGUGGUCAGGCUGAAGUUUCCAGCAGGGAGAUUAAAAACAUCCUAGAAAAAACUGUCAAUACAAACAGGACCGACUGGUCAAGGAAGCUAGAUGAUACGUUGUGGGCAUAUCGCACAACAUUUAAGACCCCCAUUAGCACCUCACCGUACCGGUUGGUUUUUGGUAAGGCAUGUCACUUGCCUGUGGAGCUUGAAAACAAAGCCAUGUGGGCUCUGAAAAUGUUGAAUCUUGACUAG
Molecule: messenger RNA, 1710 nt
Organism: Nicotiana tabacum (common tobacco)
Lineage: Eukaryota; Viridiplantae; Streptophyta; Magnoliopsida; Solanales; Solanaceae
Source: RefSeq, a predicted model, not a curated record